Molecule: messenger RNA, 543 nt
Organism: Coffea arabica (coffee)
Lineage: Eukaryota; Viridiplantae; Streptophyta; Magnoliopsida; Gentianales; Rubiaceae
Source: RefSeq, a predicted model, not a curated record
AUGGGACUCAUGGACUUCCUGACCCUCUACGAGAAGGGCUCAGGCCAAAAGGUUAAUUUGGCAAAGAGUUUCUUCAUCCUCUCGAAGAAAAGCCCUCGGGGUCGGGCAAGACAUGUUUCUUCUUUAACAGGUUUGAAUAGGAGACGCCUUCCGAUAGACUACUUGUGGUGCACGCUUUUCAAAGGCCGGUCCAAGGGGAUCUAUUUCCAACCUUUUGUAGCAAAGGUUUCCCAGCGCCUUGCUGGGUGGCAGAGCAAGCUCUUAACAGCAAGUGGACGACUUAUAAUUAUUAAGCACGUUCUAGCUGCAAUGCCUCUACAUACUAUGGCCAUCUUGGCCCCUUUUAAGUUGACCCUGAAAACACUAAAGAAAUUGAUGGCUCGUUUCUUCUUGGCAAUUUGGAUGGAGUACAGAGGAGGCACUGGCUCUCAUGAGAUAAAUUAUGUUACCCAGUGGAGGAAAAUGGCCUUGGGUUCCAACGGCUUGAUGACGUAUGCAUGGCCUUCAAUUGCAAGCUUUGGUGGAAAUUUCGAUCCCAUGUGA